AUGGACAACGAAUUUUAUAACGAAUUUUUGAGGGCGUUUGCCCCGGUCGCUCCAGUUACCGUUGCCGAAACUGUUGGUAUCGAGAAUGAAACGAGAACUUUUCAAAAACCUCUAAAGUCUAAUAACAGUCCGAGAAGAAAAUCAAUUUUUAAGUCAUCAGAAAGUGAUGAAGACACUGAUGAUGAGGAAGAGUAUAUUAAUAAAGCUAGAAAACAUUUAGAUCCUUAUAGUUCUAAUUUGUACUUUGCAGAUAAAAUAGAGAUAUUGAAAGAAAAACGGGCUGCUAAACUGAAGAGAGAAAUGGAAGCAAAAAGGGUUGUUGAAGAGAAAAUUGAAGUCCAGAUGGAAGCUGGAAAGGCAAAAGUUGAAGAAAAACCGGCAGAGAAGGUUGAGGUUGAAGAGAAUGAAGUGAAGAUAGAAGUUGAGAAAGAACCGAUUGUGAUUGAAAAAGUGGUGGAGAAAAUAAUUGAAAAAAUCGUUGAAGUUGAAAAGAUUCUCAAAGAAAAUUUGUUGCACAAUGUGAGAAGCAUAAAAGAAUCAUAUGAUCUUCUAAGCAGCAAAGUGAACUUGUACAAAGGAGCUUAUGAUGAGGAUAUUCAGAUGAAGAAUCUUCUGAAAGCAACAGUUCUUCAAAAGCAAACUGCAAUCAACAAAUAUAUCGAGAUUAUUGCUGGGCUGAAACAAGAAUUGGCAGCGAUGACGAUCGAAACCGAAAGAUUUGCAGAUGAUGAAGAAAAUUCUGGUAAGAAAACUAGUUUGAAGUAUAACAGAGUUCCAAAUCCUAUGUGGGAUGGCUAUACCCCCCGACACUUUGAAAAGGUGGCUGAAGCACUCAAUCUGAAUCUGAAAUCCGAGUCUAUCGAUGGAUUACCAGAUAAUAUUGAUGUCACCUUCAUAGCAUCUGACACUGGAGCAAGUUCAGAAGAAGAGAAGGAGAAACCUUUCUGGAACCAGUCAAACAAGGAGUUUCUCGCCGAAAAACAAAAGAAUGUGAUGAUGGAAUCUGAACCGAAAGUUGAAAGAAGAACCUGUUUCAGAUGUCAAGAGAUGGCUGAUGGAAAGGUGAAGGGAGUGAAAGAAUUUUAUGAAUCGAAAAUUGUUAAACCAAAUGAUGAUGGAUCACCCAUGAUUGAUCAGGCAUGGGUUUUAGGGUUUCCAGGACGGUUUUCGGUUGAUUGUUUUGAAGAAUUUUGGCUGAGAAACUUGAAGAUUCGAAGACUAUUUGUGUUGGAGAAGAGAUAG
This is a messenger RNA of Helianthus annuus (common sunflower), 1242 nucleotides long. RefSeq lists its product as uncharacterized. The record is from RefSeq and is a predicted model, not a curated record. The transcript has 7 exons. NCBI's taxonomy places the organism in Eukaryota, Viridiplantae, Streptophyta, Magnoliopsida, Asterales, Asteraceae. Bases 1 to 1242 code for a protein of 413 amino acids.